CGGCUUUCAUUCAGUAGAUACGGUACCUACAUAGGUACUUAACUGACAUAUUUUGAGCGUGUUUAUUUCUCCUAUGUCAGUAACAAACUGACAAGAAUUUAUUAAUCUGAAGUGCCUAACCGUGUAGAGAAAUUAUUUACAAAAUACUUUUUGUUGUGUAUAAAAAUAGAUUGAAAAAUGGGUUUAGAAAAUAUGCGACGUUGGCCUAUGUACAUUGUAUUUGCCGUUUGUAUUUUGUUGACCCUUUCACUGUUAAAUAGUUGGAAUCUUGAAACUGAAUUGCGAAACAGAAUUAGUGAAGUAAGUAGGCAACUACAAGAGUGUUCAAAACAGCAAACGACAUGCAUGGAAGAAUCGUUAACGUUACUCGAACAACGCGAUAGUUACUCCAACAAAGUAAGCGACUUAAAUAAACAUAAAACAAGACUAGAGGAGGAUCUAUCAGAGUAUAGAACUAAACUAACAAAAUCGGAAAUUCAAAUAAACAACACAAAAGAUGAUGUCAACAUGUGUAAGACUGAGUUGCAGUCAUUAAAAAAUUUGCAUGUCAGCGAGUCUGCUAUGCUGGAGACACUACGAUCGGAAAAGAAGAAAUAUACUAGCCAGCUAACAGCACGAAAACAGAAAAUCGAAGAAUUAGAGAAAGAAAUUGAAAGGCUGCGUGCUGUUUUAACAACUAAGAGUGCUCCUAAUCCCCCUGUACCAUCUAAAGUGACUCCAGCAGCUGUGCCACCAAAACAAAGCCCUGCUUUGAAUGUUGUUCAAAAUCCUAUUAAUGAGCCAGUCCUUGAGAAUGAUGCAAAAGAGGAUAUAGAAGAUCCUAAUGUAUUAAAUGAUGGACAAGAUUUUGAUGCACAAUUACAAUAGAUAUUGAUCUUUUUGAAAAAAAGUCCAUAAAACUGCAAUUUAUUUUGUGUCUUUGAUGAUACAUAAUGUGACUUUAAACUAUAUAAUUUAAUAACUAAGGUAAUUUGUUCUAUAGAAUUUUAAUGAUUGGUUCUUAUCUCUAAAUCAAUAUUUUCCCUAGAAAAACUUGAUUCAUAAUAAAAGAAGUUAUAGUCUUCAAGUAGUAUGUAUUUCUUGUAGUAUUUCUUUUAAAUAAAUUUGUAACUGUGAUCAGCCAAUUAGUCAACGUUAGUAAUUCAUAUUAUGCAAAGAUCACUUAUGAAUCAAUCAAAAUUUUGCCUCUCAGUAUCAAGUCGUAUUAAAUAUUUACAUUGAUUGUCACUUGUCUUCCUUUUUUGGGCAUGGUUCUCGUAAACUACACUUAACUGUUGCGGUGCUAUGCUGUGUGAUAGGGCUUCAAUGCAUAGUACUAAAAAUUGCAAUGCAGCACCAUCACAAAGCGACUUCAGAUAAGCUUACUAUCUUGACCGCGUGUACAUCUUUUGACUUGUUCAUAUAAUUGCAAUUUAAGUUUGUCUUUGUACAUAUAAAAAAUGUUUAAUUCAGCGUUUUAGCUAACUACAGCACUUCAGGCACAUAUGGAGGGGUGAAAGGAUAAUUGGUUUAAGUGACAUUCCACUUAAUAUGUCCUCCUCCUCUUUCAGUCGAUCGCUCAUUGCUGAGCAUCGUGAUGCGCCUGACCUGUGACCUUUUUUUUGUAAUUUGUAACCACUUAUGUCGGUCAGUGGCACAGUGAAGUGCAUGGCUCAGUCUCAUAUCCAGAUACUCGGACACUUGGUCACUCGCAUCUUUUUCGCCUCCGAUCUCUGGAUCGUCUUUCAUCCACUUUACCAGUCACUAUGAGUCUCUCCAUACUUAAUAUGUAACAUUAUCUUUGUAAUUAAAGAUUUGUUUUAUUUGCUAUUAAUGUCAAUAAUUCGAUGUUUAUGAUU
Bombyx mandarina (wild silkworm) is the source of this 1838-nucleotide messenger RNA. RefSeq lists its product as uncharacterized. NCBI's taxonomy places the organism in Eukaryota, Metazoa, Arthropoda, Insecta, Lepidoptera, Bombycidae. The record is from RefSeq and is a predicted model, not a curated record.